Rubroshorea leprosula is the source of this 811-nucleotide messenger RNA. Lineage: Eukaryota; Viridiplantae; Streptophyta; Magnoliopsida; Malvales; Dipterocarpaceae. The record is from the annotation of a GenBank genome assembly.
GCAUAAAUACACAUUAGGUAUAUGAGUGUUUUUCAACUAUGCAAUGAGAGGGGUAGGACCAUAUAAGUAUGCAUAAUUUGGUUGUAUUUAUUGUCUCAACUCUUUAUUACCCACCUGUAUGCGGGUGCCUACUUGUUUGUCAUUCCUAUUUUGCAAAUAUGAGAACUCACCAUUGCAUUAACUGAUGAUUUUUUCUCCUUUUUGGGUGCAUUCUGCUGGAGUAAAUUCCUGCCAAUCAUGCAAUGUUUUUUUCUUUUGGCUGAAAUGCAAUGUAUUUUGUGUUUGGUCUUUUCUGAGAUGCAAAAUCAAAUAAUCCAAAAAAGAUGUUCUUUAAAAUACUGAACUUUUCACUGAGAUGUUUAGUAUGUUCUUCCUUUUCAAAAAAAAUUGCCCCAAAAUUUACUUCUCAGGCUACUUGUAAAUUUGUAGGUCAAGCAGAAGACACUUAUCAUAUGGGGUGAGGAUGACCAGAUUAUUAGCAACAAGCUUGCAGUGAGAUUGGAUUGUGAACUGCCAAAUGCAACUAAACGCCAAGUAGCAGAUUGUGGCCACCUUCCUCAUGUAGAAAAGCCAAAAUCUGUUGCAAGAUUAAUCUCAGAAUUUGUUAGGGAUUGUUGCCACGAAGACACUUGUUGCAUUUAAUUAAAUAAAAUUUCUUAUUCCAUUUUCUGUUUAAUCAUACUUUUGGGUGUUUGUUUAUGCUUGGGCUAAGCCAAAAUCUCUCUAUACCUCUCUUCCCCCUCUUUUUCUCUUUUUGGUGAGAGCUGUAAUUUGACGAUCAAACUGUCGCGAAUAUAUCAAUUAAAUUGAU